Messenger RNA from Phycomyces blakesleeanus NRRL 1555(-), 1566 nucleotides. RefSeq lists its product as hypothetical. Lineage: Eukaryota; Fungi; Mucoromycota; Mucoromycetes; Mucorales; Phycomycetaceae. Bases 1 to 1566 code for a protein of 521 amino acids. The transcript is spliced from 7 exons. The record is from RefSeq and is a predicted model, not a curated record.
AUGCCACGUCCUAGUAAAAGAUCAAGAAUUGCAAAGAACUUAAACAGAGUAGCUAGUACAGGAGCCUUUGCCAAAAAAAUAAAGUCAACAAAUGAAGAACUUGUGGACUUAUACGAAAUUGAUUAUGAAGAUGAUAUCAUUUUGAAUGACAGAGAGCUUCAGAGAAUGACUGAAAAUGUUACUUUGGCUGGAUUUACAAUUGGCACUCAUAGCACGACUAUGGAUGAAUCAGCCCAGUCUUCCAAAAAAGAUGUCAAAGUUUCUUCUAUAGACAAGCUCACCUUAGUAAAGCUUGCAUAUGAAGAUGUGACAAAGAACCUUGUUCCUUUUACACGCCCUGCAUCUGAGAGAGCAUCCAUGGAAGUAUGGGUAAAUGCAAACACCUAUCGUCUUGCAAUGAUCAGAAAAUACGCCAAAGAAUAUCUCGAUUUUUGGUCAAUUGCAUUGCAUCAACAAGGAAAGCAUGCCAGACGACCUUCCUUAUUUUCUGAUGAAGACUUUAAGACAACAAUUUGCAAGUGGAUUCAGCAGCAAAGACCUGAAAGUCGCAGUGCAAUUUUAGUAAAAAAGAACAUUGAUGAAAUUGUUGUGCCAGAAAAACUUGGAAUCCCAGGGAAUGUUUUGACAAGCAUGAUAUGGAAGUAUCUUCAUAAAUGGGGAUACAUCUUUAGAAAAAACUCUAAAGAUAUCUACUAUGAUACAAAGAUGGCAAGCUUUGGUACUAAUAGUGACGUGACUAUGCCACAGCUAUCAACUGAUGAAGUAGAGCAUGUUCUCGUCACUCAUGAUGAGUCGACGUUCUAUUCAAAUGAUGGAAAAGAAGCUAUGUGGCUAGUAGAGGAUGAGAAUCCUAUCAGAAAGAAGGGUCCUGACAUGUCGCUUAUGAUUAGUGAAUUUAGAUAUGCAUGCCAUGAUACAAUGCUAGAUAGCAACACUAUUUCUUUAUUUGCGCUUCUCCACCCUGAAUGCAAGGCUGUGUUUGUAUUUGGCCAAAGCACAAACCAUAAGGCAUAUAGUCAAAAUGCUUUGAUAGUAAACAAGAUCAACUUAGACGACAAAGAAGUUGAAGAAGAUGAUCCUUGUGUGUUAAGAGAAACCAUAUUUGCCCAAGAUGGCGUUGAAAAAAAGGUGAAGUAUAUGAAGGGUGUCUGUACGAUUCUUGAAGAGUGUGGUAUGUGGUUAGAGAAGGACCCAUACAAUCUACGCAAAAAGUGGAAAUUAGAUUGUAAGAGUAAAGACGCCUCUGAAGGUAGUAAGUGCUGUGCACAUCAUUUUCUGACUUCUCAGCCAGAUUUCUUGUCACAGAAAACUGUUCUUCAUGAGGCUAUUGAAGGCUCUGGCCAUCUAUUCGAGCUUUAUCUAAAGUUCUAUUGCGAUUGCAAUUGGAUUGAAAGGUACCGGGGUGCUGCUAAGCAUGAAGCUCGCCUCCAGUGUAAUUACAUCUACAAGUCCCAUUACAUUGAGGCAUAUAGCCAAAAAAUGAAUGUGAAGGAAGCACAUGAAGCUGUUAAGCAAUUCACAAGCAGAAAGUAUACUUCUUGUUGUCGUGAUGAAGGGAAAGAUUAG